Molecule: messenger RNA, 1030 nt
Organism: Trachymyrmex cornetzi
Lineage: Eukaryota; Metazoa; Arthropoda; Insecta; Hymenoptera; Formicidae
Gene: RpL4
Product: ribosomal protein L4
Exons: 6
Coding region: 104-1030 (308 amino acids)
Biological process (GO): translation
Cellular component (GO): ribosome
Molecular function (GO): structural constituent of ribosome
Source: RefSeq, a predicted model, not a curated record
AUGUUUCUUUGAUCCUUUCUACUCGUGGUCAGACGAGUCGUGCAAGCGCAGCCUGGUUAGGUUUAUGUCUCAUGCGUGAAAAGUAACAGAAAGGACAUACGAGAUGUCGUUAUCAACGGCGCGACCACUUAUUACGGUCUAUACUGACAAGAAUGAGGCAUCGGGUGAUACAAUUUCCCUGCCAUCUGUCUUCAAAGCACCAAUUCGUCCUGAUAUCGUUAAUGUCGUCCAUCAGUUGAUUUCUACAAACAGAAGACAACCGUACUGUGUUUCUAAAGAAGCCGGUCAUCAAACCUCUGCUGAGUCAUGGGGUACUGGACGUGCUGUGGCCCGUAUACCUCGUGUACGUGGCGGUGGUACCCACCGUUCUGGUCAGGGUGCUUUUGGUAACAUGUGCCGAGGCGGGCGUAUGUUUGCACCUACUAAGCCGUGGCGUCGUUGGCAUCAUCAUGUCAACGUCAAUCAGAAGCGUUAUGCUCUCGUUUCUGCCAUUGCCGCCUCUGGUGUUCCUGCGCUUGUCCAAUCUAAAGGACACUUGAUCCAAGAGGUUCCGGAAUUCCCGCUCGUUGUUUCUGAUAAGAUUCAAGAAUACACGAAAACCAAGCAGGCUGUCAUCUUUUUGAGACGCAUUAAGGCUUGGAAUGAUAUCCAAAAGGUGUAUAAAUCUCAACGUUUUCGUGCUGGUAAAGGUAAAAUGCGUAAUCGCCGACGCAUUCAGCGACGUGGACCUCUAAUUGUAUAUGGCCAAGAUCAGGGUAUUCGUAAAGCAUUCCGCAAUAUCCCAGGCGUUUCUCUAAUGAACAUCAACAAGAUGAAUCUGUUGAAGUUGGCACCUGGCGGUCACGUCGGACGCUUUGUAAUCUGGACGAAGUCCGCUUUUGAGCAGUUGGAUGCCCUUUAUGGAACCUGGCGUAAAGAAUCACAGCUUAAGAAAGGAUAUAACUUGCCAUUUCCUAAAAUGGCCAAUACGGAUCUAUCCAGACUUCUAAAGUCUGAGGAAAUUCGCAAAGUCUUAAGAGCUCCUAGGUAA